AUGAAUGCAGCCCAGCUUUCCAUGUCAGCAUCCGUAUCGCGUUCCCACACCAUUCUUCUGCGAAAUAUGGAUAGUUUGGCAACGCAGGGUACACAGCUCGUACAGGCAAUGUUCGAUUUCAAGCCACAGGAAGAAGGCGAACUCGGCUUCAAAUUCGGCGAUGUCAUUACUGGUAUGCGUUCAUGUUCCAAUGCAAAAUUGCUUUACGAAGGCUGA
Messenger RNA from Gongylonema pulchrum, 216 nucleotides. NCBI's taxonomy places the organism in Eukaryota, Metazoa, Nematoda, Chromadorea, Rhabditida, Gongylonematidae. The record is from the annotation of a GenBank genome assembly.